Messenger RNA from Balaenoptera musculus (blue whale), 1845 nucleotides. It is a transcript of the gene CCER2, whose product is annotated as coiled-coil glutamate rich protein 2. The coding region runs from base 800 to 1591 and encodes 263 amino acids. The record is from RefSeq and is a predicted model, not a curated record. NCBI's taxonomy places the organism in Eukaryota, Metazoa, Chordata, Mammalia, Artiodactyla, Balaenopteridae. The transcript has 5 exons.
UUCCAUUGUAUAUAUGUGCCACAUCUUCUUUAUCCAUUCAUCUGUUGAUGGACACUUAGGUUGCUUCCAUGUCCUGAGGCCAGGGAAGUUUGCCAGUAGCCCCAUUCACUGUUGUAGCCCCAGAGUCUAGAAGAGGACUGGGCAUGUAAUGGGUGCUCAAUAAAAAUGACUGGGACGAAGGAGCUCGGACCUGUGUAGUUCGCAGUGCCAGGCACUGCCCAAGCUAACAUAUGUGCAUUAACUUAUUUAAUCUUCCCCAUCAAGCUGUGGAGUAGGUUGUCACCAGCCCUAUUUCACAAGUGAGGAACAGGUCUUAGAUUAAGCAGUUGUCCCAGGGCUGCGCAGCUGGUAGUGGAGGAGCUGGGACUCAGGUGGGGCCCAGAUACAGCUCAGAGGAAGUAGAUUUAUGAGACCCAUUUUGCAGAGGAGAAAAUGGGCCAAGGAAGGAAAGGAGUUGCCUGAGGUUGGUCUGUAAGCGGCUGCCUCUGGAUUCAAACCCAGGUCCUGCCUCCCAGUGGGGCCCUAAGCUCAUAGACCCUGUUUACCUGGGUAGAGAAUCCCCCACCCUCCGCGCUGGAGCUCAGGGCCCGGAGGCUGGAGGGGAGGGUGCAGGGACUGGGCCCCCAUGAAUAAUUGAGGGUCUCAGACGGGUCUCCGCCCCGCAGCUGUUGCCCUCCCUCUGGCGGGGAGGGGGGGUGGUGACGUCACUUCCUCCCGUGGGGGCCACUGGGGGCGCGGGUUAUAAGGAGCUGCCUCCCCGGCCGCACGGUGCCGAGGACCCUGGUCCGGACGCCCCACCAUGCAGCGCCGCGAGCCCACCGUGCCGCUCUUGUUGCUGCUGCCUCCUCUGCUGGCGCUGCUGCUGGGGGCGGCCACCGCGGCUCCCCUGGCACCGAGACCCUCCAAGGAGGAGCUGACCCGCUGUCUGGCAGAGGUGGUCACAGAAGUGCUGAUGCUGGGCCAGGCCAAGCAAGGCCCCUGCAUGGCUCUCCUCCACAAAGAAACGUGUGAGACAGAGUCCUGUGGCUGUGGGUCCACUGAAGAGAAAGGCCUCCUGGUUGGGGAUUUUAAAAAGCCAGAGGCUGGGAAGACAAGGUCCAGCCAGGAGGUGAGGGACGAGGAAGAGGAGGCAGCAGAAAGGACCCACGAGUCCCAAGUGCGGGAACAGGCCAUGCGCGAGCAGCUCCACAGCCGGCUCCGCCAGGAGGACCACAGAGAGGAGGAGGAGGAAAAGAAGAGGGGGCCCGUGGAGACCUCUGAGGGCCUGUGGAAGCGGCGUCUAGAAGGUGGCAGGGCCCCCCAGAAGCGGGUGGCAGAGCAGGCCAGCGAUGAGGAGACAGCGCAGUUCGAGGCAGAGGAGAAGGGGGUGCAGGUGCUGGGCAGGGGCCACAGCCUGUGGCAGGGGGCCGAGGCGGGUGGAGAGGGGCACGAGGACGGCCGCCACCUCCACCAGCCAGAAGCUGAGCCCAAGCAGGAGAAGAGAGAGGCUUCGGACAGGGAGGAGCAUGAUGUGGAGAGGCUGGCGCACAGGAGAGAGGAGCUGAAGAAGGCGACGGAGAUGCUGCGAGAGGAGCUCAGGAGGGCGGGCUGACCCCUGGCCUCGUGUCCUCCUUCCCCACACACCCUGCGGCCUAGGACUGUUGACCCCCAAACCCUUCCAGUCCGUCACCCCACUCUGCUCCCCAACCUGCAGGAGUAGGGAGAAGGGUGUGCCUUGAAACCAGGCCUGAGGGGCCAAGUCUGAGCUGGGUAGAGGGGCUGGGCUCAGACUGACUCAGGAAACAGCCCUGACACCCGUCUAACCCACUCCAACCCUCCCGAGUGAAUAAAGCACAAAGAAAACCA